UCCCGAUUUUGUCCCUUACAGUGUACCAUAGGACGCGACCUUAUCCCACUUCGCUUGGCAUUGAGCAGGUGGGAUUUCCACACUUAUCUUCCAUCGUCCACCCUUCAGUCACGAAGGCAGCACAUGCCCUUCACUUCAGCCCAGUCACACUGCUUGUUGCAACAUCGGAAACAUGGCUUCCAACAUUCCUAAAACUAUGAAGGCACUGGUAAAGAAGAACGAAGAAGAGUCGUAUGCCUAUGAAAGCAUUCCGGUGCCCGAACCAACAGGCGAUGAGGUGCUCAUCAAAGUGGAUUCUGUGGCAAUUUGUGGGUCCGACAUCAACUUGUACAAAUGGAACGACGUGGCACGUGUGAUUGCGACAAUCCCUUUCGUCCCAGGACACGAGUGUGCUGGGACCGUUGUAAAGUGUGGCCCUGAUGCCAAGCUUCCAGUCGGGGCAAAAGUCGGGGUGGAGAAUCACUACUUCUGUGGGUCAUGUCACCAGUGCAAAUACGACAACAGGGCCAUCUGCAGGAAUAUGGGGCAGUUCGGCCAUGGCAAACAGACCCAGCAUGGGGGGUGCUCUGAAUACACGAUCGUCCCCGCUCGCUAUCUGUACGUCUUGAAGAGGAAUCUGUCUGCAGAUGAGAUCGCCCUGCUGGAACCCCUAGGGGUAUCCCAUAAUGCAGUAGAGAAGCUGGAUGUGAAAGGGGAAGAUGUACUUGUCAUUGGCUGUGGUCCUGUGGGACUCCUUGCUAUAGCUUCAGCCAAGGCUCUUGGUGCUAAAAGGAUAACCGGGGCUGAUAUUGACGACUCCAGACUAGAACUGGCUAAAAGCAUGGGCGCCGAGGUCACUGUCAACACUCUCAACACGUCUCUCAAACAGUUUGUAGAGAGCUCCACUGACGGCCUGGGUAUGGGGCGGGUGUGUGAGUGCAGUGGAGCGCCACCUAUGGUCAACAUUAGCUUCUCCCUGCUCAGGAAGGGCGGUCGUAUUGUGAUGGUUGGUCUGCCCAAACAGCCCCUCCACGUCGAGAAUGUUCUGCAGGAUAUAGUGUUCAAGUCGCUGACUCUGAAGACUGUGCACGGGCGGCUCAUCUACCAUACCUGGGGCGAGAUAGAGAACUUAGUCGCAGACGGCAAGAUCGAUGUCAACAAGAUUAUUUCUCAUAAAUUUCCAAUGUCCAAGUUUGAGGAGGCUUUCACGGCUCUGUUCAGUGGCAAAGCGUGCAAAAUUGUCAUUGACCCGAGCAACUGAUUCUAAGCCCCACUCUGUGACCUCACAAGAGCACGAAAUAAUACCCAUACAGAUUUCAUAUUAAAAUAUAUUCAAGAUAACGACAAACAGUCAAGUAUUGUCGAUGUAAAUAAAUACAAUAUUUUCUAAA
This is a messenger RNA of Haliotis rubra (blacklip abalone), 1370 nucleotides long. RefSeq names its product L-threonine 3-dehydrogenase-like. The transcript is spliced from 5 exons. NCBI's taxonomy places the organism in Eukaryota, Metazoa, Mollusca, Gastropoda, Lepetellida, Haliotidae. Bases 173 to 1240 code for a protein of 355 amino acids. Gene Ontology annotation, molecular function: oxidoreductase activity; zinc ion binding. The record is from RefSeq and is a predicted model, not a curated record.